Molecule: messenger RNA, 1149 nt
Organism: Knipowitschia caucasica
Lineage: Eukaryota; Metazoa; Chordata; Actinopteri; Gobiiformes; Gobiidae
Source: the annotation of a GenBank genome assembly
AUGCCCUCUUGGCCCAACCUCACUCAGAGCCUCAGCAACAGCAGCUGGGAGAACGACAACGACACAUUCUUGAGCGAUCCCCCUCCUCUUGGCUUGUUCUCCAUCCCACUGCUCACAUCCACGACUGUCGCGUGUUCGCUGCUGUUUCUCGUGGGAGUAGCGGGGAAUGUGAUGACUAUUCUGGUGGUGGGGAAAUACCGAGACAUGCGGACCACCACUAACUUGUACCUGUGCAGUAUGGCCGUGUCAGACCUGGUCAUUCUCCUCUGCAUGCCUUUGGACUUGUAUAGGAUGUGGUGGUACAGGCCGUGGCGCUUUGGUGAGGCGCUUUGUAAACUCUUUAACUUUGUGUCUGAGUUGUGCACGUACUCCACUAUCCUCAGCAUCACCGCGCUGUCUGUGGAGCGCUACUUGGCGAUUUGCUUCCCGCUGCGCGCCAAGGCUCUGGUCACGAAAAGACGAGUACGCGCGCUGAUCCUCGUGCUGUGGACUGUUUCCAUGAUGAGUGCGGGGCCCGUGUUGAUCAUGGUGGGGGUCGAGAGGGACUUCAACAACAGCAGCAACAGCAGCAACAGCGGCAACAGCAGCAACAGCACCGACAGCGGCGAUAUGGACACGCGCGAGUGUAAGAUGACGCACUACGCAGUGGAGUCCGGGCUGAUGGGUGCGAUGAUGUGGCUGAGCUCAGCGUUCUUCGUCAUGCCAGUGUUCUGCCUCACGGUCCUCUACAGCCUCAUCGGCCGCAAGCUGUGGCAGAGGCACCGGGAGACGUGCAUGAGCUCCCGCGUCUCGCACAGGGAACGGAGCAACAGGCAGACUGUCAAGAUGUUGGUGGUGGUGGUGUUUGCCUUUGUCCUCUGCUGGCUCCCGUUCCACGUGGGCAGAUACCUCCAGUUCCGCUCCCAGUACUCCGAGUCCGAGCUCCUGACCAUUCUGUCCGCCUACUGCAACCUGGUGUCCGUGGUCAUGUUCUACCUGAGCGCAGCCAUCAACCCUAUCCUCUACAACACCAUGUCCUGGAAGUACAGAAGGGCUGCCGCUCGCCUCUUUGGUUCUCCGGACAAUAACCAGCCUCACCGAUGUCGCACGGCCAGCAACCUGAAAGGACAGUGCUCCAAUGUGUGGAACGAGUCUACAGCCAGCUUCUAA